This is a messenger RNA of Aplysia californica (California sea hare), 410 nucleotides long. Its product is annotated as ribonuclease Oy. Gene Ontology annotation, cellular component: extracellular region. The record is from RefSeq and is a predicted model, not a curated record. Gene Ontology annotation, biological process: RNA catabolic process. Gene Ontology annotation, molecular function: RNA binding; ribonuclease T2 activity. Lineage: Eukaryota; Metazoa; Mollusca; Gastropoda; Aplysiida; Aplysiidae.
CCAUGAGGUCAGAAACCAAAGGUUUUAUCUGCUCCAACAAAAUCGCCUUCUGGACCUGGCAGCCAUUAUCCCGAGUACUGCAACCACUCUCUCAAGUUUGACUACAAUAAGAUUAAGGUCCCACGAGUGGGAGAAGCACGGCACAUGCGCAGUGAGCGUUUCUCGUCUGAGCACAGAAUUCGACUACUUCAACGUGACUCUGGGGAUCCACGGAGCUUUGAACACCACAGGAGCUCUCGCUAAGCGCGGUAUCACACCCUCAGACCCUCUUCGUGGGUUGCCCAGACCCCCAGAGCCGGGAAGUCAUCUACAUGCCAUUCAACACACAGCAGAUCCCGGACCGGCCAGACAACAUUUUAGAAUUUAUUUCCGAGAGAGACAUGUCUUAAAUUAAAGUCUAUGUUUCACGU